Microthlaspi erraticum is the source of this 1887-nucleotide messenger RNA. The record is from the annotation of a GenBank genome assembly. Lineage: Eukaryota; Viridiplantae; Streptophyta; Magnoliopsida; Brassicales; Brassicaceae.
AUGCAAUCGUUCGACACUCCACCACUUACGGGUGCAACAGGAGCAGCCCUAGGAACAGGAGCUACCGACGCUGCGCAAGGUAACCAAACAUUGGUUCCACCCCUUGCACCAACGAUGGAACAUCAAUCUGAAGACUCGCAUACUAUGUUCUCAAAGCGAUUGGAGGCUAUGGAGCUCUUGCUCGCGCGACUUCCAGGAGUAGCUCCUCCAAUCACCAAAAGUGCUCCUAAUUGCUAUGCAGACACUCCCUUCACGGAUGCCAUCGCUUUGGUUGAGAUGCCAAAGAAGUUCAUCGUCCCUUCAAUGAAGAUGUACGACGGGACGACCGACCCUGAUAAUCAUAUAGCCCAGUACAAGCAACGCAUGUUCACAACGGCAAUAGCAAAAGAAUAUCGCGAAGCUAGUAUGUGUAAAGGAUUUGGAUCUAGCCUCACGGGACCAGCUCUUCAGUGGUUUACGAACCUACCGAACGCGUCAAUCGACUCGUUCGCGUCAUUGACAGACCGCUUUGUUGAGCAAUUCGCGAGCAGCAGGAACAUAGAAAGGACAGCCGACGAUCUCUAUGAAGUGAUACAGAAGAGAGGAGAACCGUUGCGCGAUUACGUAGGUCGCUUCAACAAAGAGAAAGUAUCCAUUCCGGCAUGUGUCACGUCCACUGCCAUCUCUGCAUUCAAAAGAGGAUUGCUCCCAGACAGUGAUUUGUACAAGGAACUGACGAAGUACCAGUGCAGAACGAUGGAAGAUGUGCUAUCUAGAGCAUGGGCUCAAAUAAGGUGGGAGGAAGACCCUGCAUAUCGACACCUACUUUCCCCACGAUCUGAUUCGCGUGUUGUUAGGAACGAGCGUCCCUCUCGAGAUGACAGACCGUACCAGAGACCACGCAGUGAAAGCACUAGCAAGAGAAGCGACAGCAGAAGCGACCAUCGACCACUCAACCAAAUUGAGAGCGACCAACGCUCAUCAUCCACAUGGCCAGACAUGAGUAACCUCGCAAUAUCUCCUGCAGAACUAGUCAAUGUUCUUAAUCAUAUAUCUGGAAACAGAAGAUUGCAUCACGUUGAGAAUGGAAGUAAACGAGCUACUAAAAAAAGGUCACUUGAGAGAUACUUGUCCGACAGGGCUAGGAGUCGCAUCGACGACAGAAGCAAUGACGAGGUGCAAAGAAAACCAUCUCCUGCUCAAUCUCCGGAGCAUGAUCGAAUCAUCAACGUGAUAUCGGGAGGAUCAGAGGUUAGUGGAAUUACUCAUUCUGCUGCUAAAAAGAGUACUAGAAUAGCUAGAACUCAUCAUGGAGAUGUCAAAGCUAUAUGCGAGCGACUGUCGAAGUGCACGAUUAGCUUUGCUUCAGAUGAAGAUAAGUGUGUCCUAGCUCCACAUCAUGAUGCAUUAGUCAUAUCUUUGACAAUCGCUAAUAGUCUGAUGAAAAGGACACUCGUUGAUAAUGGGAGUUCGACCAACAUUCUCUUCAUGGAUGCUUACAAAGGAUUAGGGCUGGAUGAGAAUGCACUGACGCGAAAAUCCACACCACUGGUAGGAUUUAGCGGUGAAGUAAAGCAGACCAUAGGAGAAGUGACGCUGCCUGUGUAUGCAGGAGGAAUUAACCGACAGACAAAGUUUCUGAUACUAGAUUGUGCUACUGCGUACAACGCAAUUAUGGGACGUCCCUGGAUUCAUGACAUGGGGGCAGUGCCAUCGACACUCCAUCAAACCAUAAAAUUUCCUACUCCAUGGGGAGUCAAAGAGAUCAAGGGAGAACAAGAGCAUGCACGUUCAUGCUACCAAACUACCCUAAAAGGGAAAGGUCAUGAGCUAUAUCAACUAGAGAUCCAAUCGUCGAUUCCACAUACCAAAGAAGCAGAGGUGGAACAACUCUGUGAGAUCCACUGA